CUGCUUUUAGCCAUUGCCAAAUAGGAGUCACAGUAGCAUUCACUUGUUCUUCUUCCUCUUCCCCUCCACCGUUGUCUUCUUCCUAGCAAAAAACCCAACAAACAUAUCUCAUUUUUCUGAAGAUCAGAACACCAACAGAAAGGGCUUAAUUUGUAGCCAGAUUUUCUGACCAUGGGUGGCUUGGGUUGCACCAGCAUUCUUUAUCUAUUCCCAUCUCUUUUCCUCAUACUUUUCUUCUCUUUCAUAAACCACCACUUCCAUUACUUACCAUUCCCUUACCAUAAAAAUUCCAAACUCUCCCAGCCUCACCAUCCCAUUUUCUCCCUCCCAAACAAUUCCACACUCUCCCUCACCGAAAAUUCCACCCUCUCCUUUCCGAUAAGCUCCAAACUCUCCAUUCCUAGUAACUCCACACUAUUCUCCAACCAAACUCUAGUCACCGAUGAUAUAUACCUCAACGAUCGUCUCAACAAUUCAGCCACAAAUAGCACUGAAUCUACUCAACAUGUCAUUACAGUGCAUGAGAAGAAUCCCUUUGAGAAAAUGGAAGAAGGGUUAGCUAGGGCGAGAGCUGCGAUAAGAGAAGCAGGUCGAUCAAAACGAUACACAUCAUACAGAAAGGGGGGAUUUGUGCCCCGAGGAUCCGUUUACAUCAACCCUUAUUCCUUUCAUCAGAGCCACAUUGAGAUGGAAAAGCGAUUUCGAAUUUGGCCAUACAAGGAAGGAGAGCCACCACUCUUCUACAACGGUCCAGUGAAUGACAUAUACUCCAUCGAAGGACAGUUCAUGGAUGAACUUAGGAAGAGCCCUUUUGCAGCACAAGACCCUAAUGAGGCCAUUGCGUUCUAUCUUCCCAUCAGUGUUGUCAGCAUUGUGAGAUACGUAUAUAGACCUUACACCAGCUACUCACGCCUACGGCUCCAGAUCAUCAUUGAGGACUACAUUAGCAUCAUGGCAAAGAGAUACCCAUACUGGAAUAGAAGCAAUGGGGCUGAUCAUUUUUUUGUUUCUUGCCAUGAUUGGGCACCGGAUGUUUCAGUUGGCAACCCUAAGCUCUUCAAGAACUUCAUUAGAGUACUCUGCAAUGCCAACUCCUCAGAAGGCUUUCAAGCAAUCCGAGACGUCUCCUUACCCGAAAUCAAAAUCCCUUUUGGCAAGCUUGGUCCACCCCUACUCACUCACCCCCCAGAAAACCGAUCAAUCUUCGCCUUCUUCGCAGGUGGUGAUCAUGGAGACGUGAGAAGGCGCCUCUUCCAGCAUUGGAAAAACAAAGAUGGUGAGAUCAAAGUCCAUGACUACCUCCCCAAAACCCAAAACUACACAGAGCUAAUGAGCAAGAGCAAGUUUUGUUUGUGCCCUAGUGGGUAUGAAGUUGCGAGCCCGAGAGUGGUCGAAUCAAUUUACGCAGGAUGCGUUCCUGUCAUCAUUUCAGAUGCUUAUGUGCUGCCCUUUAGUGAUGUUCUUGAUUGGAGCAAGUUUUCGGUUCAUGUUUCGGUGGCAAAGAUACCGGAGCUGAAGUCGAUUCUACAAACAAUUUCUGAGCAUGAGUAUGUAAAAAAACAAAAGGGGGUGAUGCAAGUGCAGCGACACUUCGUGCUGAACCGACCGUCGAAGCCGUUUGAUAUGUUGCAUAUGGUGAUGCAUUCGGUUUGGCUCAGGAGGCUUAAUUUGAGGUUGUUGGGGUAAUAAUAUUCCCUUCUAGGUCAUGGAGUUGUCUAAUUACUAAUUGGUUAUAUUUUCUUUUUCCGUGUGGAGCUUGAAGAAUAGGUUAGUGCGUAGUAGCUAGAGCUAGAGUGUGUGAAAAAUAACGACUCAGUGUUAACUUAGAA
Molecule: messenger RNA, 1829 nt
Organism: Rosa chinensis
Lineage: Eukaryota; Viridiplantae; Streptophyta; Magnoliopsida; Rosales; Rosaceae
Product: probable glycosyltransferase At5g11130
Exons: 4
Coding region: 172-1686 (504 amino acids)
Molecular function (GO): glycosyltransferase activity
Source: RefSeq, a predicted model, not a curated record